This is a messenger RNA of Leptidea sinapis, 5009 nucleotides long. RefSeq names its product protein ultraspiracle homolog (gene USP). The record is from RefSeq and is a predicted model, not a curated record. Gene Ontology annotation, molecular function: zinc ion binding; nuclear receptor activity; nuclear steroid receptor activity. The transcript has 9 exons. NCBI's taxonomy places the organism in Eukaryota, Metazoa, Arthropoda, Insecta, Lepidoptera, Pieridae. Gene Ontology annotation, cellular component: nucleus; activator ecdysone receptor complex. Gene Ontology annotation, biological process: anatomical structure development; positive regulation of transcription by RNA polymerase II; cellular response to ecdysone. Bases 748 to 2142 code for a protein of 464 amino acids.
AGAGAACAAAGGCUUUCAUACGAAGUAAAGUGCUAUUUCAACACCGCCUAAAAUUUAUAUUUCUAAAAAUCCUGCCUUAGCUUGCUUGUGUUAUAAAAUCAACGUAUGUUCGUUUAACUUUAGUUCCAUGCUUACUUCGUAUGCCGUCUCCUUGGUUAAAUACGAGUAGUACUAGACCGGUAGCAACGUUAAAUUUAAAUAUGAAACCGCGACCUCGAAGCUUGAUGAUGCCGUUUCAAAUGUAAUCAUUACAAUUAUUGUUACCAACAAGCGCUUUAUUAUUAACUGAACUGCGUGCGCUGGGUAUUUAGAAUUAGGUGUGUUUGAUUAUACGGUCUCACUAUCGGAUAGCAAAAAGUCUAAACAUAAUUUUUCACGCGAAUCAAGAUAUUUUUCCUUUAUGAUUGUAUACGGACCUUGAAGCGCCUCGCGUCGAGACCUUCGCAGCCGGUAACCGCGCGGAAGUUGGCAUAUUUUUUGCCAAUAUUAAGCUCGCUGGGUUUUAUACUGCGCAUUAGUCACAAGGCAAGCUUUAUUGUCUGAGCUCGCGGGCACGGUCGCCGCCGGCCGCUGCACUAUCGCUCGGGUGCAACAACAGUCGCUAUCACAAUGUCAAAACGUCUGCUUUGUCUCUGGUCGCAGUUUGGUGCCGCCGUUAAUAUCGGACGUUAGUCGUGUGUGGCCGGUGACGGAGUGCGCAGUGCAGUGUUGACCGUAGUGAUGUGAGGAUGCUAGUGCGCGUUUGUCAUGUCGAGUUUGGCGAAGAAAGACAAGCCCACGAUGUCUGUGACUGCGCUGAUGCAGUGGGCGAGACCGGGCCCGGGGCAGCAGCAACCGCCUCAGGCCACGCCGGCGCCCGUCGCGCCCCUGCUGCAGUCGCCGGUGAUGACACCCUUACCCAAUAUGGACAUCUCCAUGGACAUUCAGUGGCUAAACUUGGAGCCAGGGUUCAUGUCGCCCAUGUCUCCGCCUGAAAUGAAGCCGGACACGGCGAUGCUGGACGGAGGGAUGAGAGACGACGCCACGUCCCCGCCUGCCCUCAGGAACUAUCCACCCAACCAUCCUCUUAGCGGCUCUAAACACCUAUGCUCUAUAUGUGGCGACAGAGCUUCAGGGAAACAUUACGGAGUUUACAGUUGUGAAGGUUGCAAGGGUUUCUUCAAGAGGACGGUGCGGAAAGAUUUGACGUACGCAUGCCGGGAGGAGCGGAACUGCAUCAUAGACAAACGGCAACGGAACCGGUGCCAGUAUUGUCGCUACCAGAAGUGUCUCGCGUGCGGCAUGAAAAGGGAAGCCGUGCAGGAGGAGAGGCAACGAGCUGCCAGGGGGGCGGAAGACGCACACCCCAGCAGUUCAGUGCAGGAGCUAUCAAUUGAGCGGCUUCUCGAGAUGGAGUCGCUCGUGGCCGACCCCAGCGAGGAGUUCCAGUUCCUCCGCGUCGGACCCGACACAAACGUUCCGCCGCGCUACAGGGCGCCCGUCUCCAGCCUAUGUCAAAUUGGCAACAAACAGAUCGCGGCGCUGGUGGUGUGGGCGCGUGACAUCCCCCACUUCAGCCAGCUGGAGAUGGACGACCAGGUGAUGCUCAUCAAGGCGUGCUGGAACGAGCUGUUGCUGUUUGCGAUCGCCUGGAGAUCUAUGGAGUACCUGGAGGACGAACGAGAGAACAUGGACGGUACCCGGACCGCGUCGCCGCCGCAGCUCAUGUGUCUCAUGCCUGGUAUGACUCUGCACCGCAAUUCGGCUCUGCAGGCGGGAGUGGGUCAGAUCUUCGACCGCAUCCUGUCGGAGCUGUCUUUGAAGAUGCGAGCGUUACGUGUUGACCAGGCCGAGUACGUCGCUCUCAAGGGGAUCAUUCUGCUGAACCCAGACGUCAAAGGCUUAAAGAACAGACAAGAAGUUGACGUGUUGAGAGAAAAGAUGUUCUCGUGCCUGGACGAGUACUGCCGGCGCUCACACAGCUCCGAGGAGGGUCGGUUCGCGUCGCUGCUGCUGCGGCUGCCCGCGCUCCGCUCCAUCUCGCUCAAGAGCUUCGAGCACCUGUUCUUCUUCCACCUGGUGGCCGAGGGGAACAUCAGUGUCCUCAUCCGGGACGCGCUGCGCAGCCACGUGACCACCAUGGACGGCACGCGCAUCAUGUAGGAGGCUCCACUACCGGCUUCUGGUGGGCCGAGGGCAACAUCCACGUGUAUAGGUCUCCAUUGUCUACAUGAGGUGUUGAGGUGCUCCUUAACUUCCAUCUGGUGAAUUAGUGAGCCGAUCUAUUAUGAAUAUAGAUAUAACGCUCCUCAAAAGCCUUCGCGCAGUCAACUAGCUACCUCGAACGACACGAUGAACAUGAACGACGUUGACUUCGCGUUUAGAUGUUUAAUAUAUUUGUUGUGUUAAUAAUCAAACGAUUAUUAACACAACAAAUACAAAUAUGUGAUACGUUUUCGGGCGGACAUCUUCAAAUAAUUAGUCGACCAAUGGCUGUUGAGGACGCGAUGUGGAAGCAAACGUACCGCCAAUAUCAUCAGAAAGAUAUAUCUGGAAUAUAUUACUGUAAAAAUAUGGUUUUCGGAUUUAUGUUAUUUGGCGAGUAAUAAUAUACUCCCUGAUAUAGGUUAAACGGCGGGACCGUUACAUUUGCUUAAGUAUAUCAAAAUUACACAGUAUUUUGACGACGAAACGAUAAUUUAGCAAUUAAUUUUAUAUUGAAUAUCAUAAAUCACUAAGUCAAUACAGUUCUUUUGAGGAUUGUAUGAAAUUGUCAUUUUAAAAUAAUUAUGUACCAAUCAAUACAGACAUGUCGUUGUUGUAAAACACUGGACGAGUAGAACUUAUUUUAAUGUAAGUCUGUCUGUGUUGUGUCUGUCUUUGGCGUGUUUCCAAGGAGUAGGGUUAAGAGUAUGUUUGAAUUUUUAUUAAAACAAGUAUUCUAUUGUAUUUGGUCACGGUAUGUGAGAACCAAAGCUAGAUUGUUUACAAUUUUCAUAUUUAUUAUUUGUAACUCCAAUAUAUUGUAUGCAAUUGGGUUUCAUAUUAUAAUAUAUUAUGCAAUGUUACGUUGGAUGCGAUAAGACUCUUGUUAUUUUAUAAAUAUAGCCAUUCCAUAGUCUUACUUACUUUACAUCGCACCAAGCAAUGCCUCAUAGAUUGAGAAAUAUAAUUUAUACUACACCUUCUCUGAUGUUACUGACGUGACAACUGGGGCGAAAGUGCGUCAUUUAUUACAUGUUAGUGUAAUAUGCGGGCAAAAAAAAAUUGUAUGGGAAUCCAUUAAUAUUAUGGUUCAGGGAGCGAAAAACAUUUCUAACUCAUUUGUUAUUUAUACGUAUAUUGAUUUGACUGAAAAUUACACUGGCUAGUUACAAUUUAUAAACACACUACUAUCACAGUCUUCAAUAGCUUGUAGCGUUCAAUCUGUUCAAUGUAUUUGCUAGAUUUAAUACAAUUUGCUUUUAUUUUCCUGUUAUGUGUAUUAUAAAUCACUAUUGUGUCAUCACUUGGCGGGAAGUACGUAGAAACGUACUCACACUGGACUGUACUCGCGUGUAUUUCAGCCCUAAACUGUCGUACCUAUAAAAUUCAUUCUUGUUAGGUAUCACUAACUUCGUAAUUGACUUGUUGAAAUAAUACAUUUCUCGGAAGUACCUUUGUAUUAUUAUGACAAGUGAGUAACAAUUCUCAGUAUUUCCGGCAUCAAUUUUAGAGUCUUAAAGUCUUAUGAGUUUGUAUGUGAAGAUGCUCAGUGUAGGACUAUCCAAUUUCCUGGUCUUGUACUGUAUUAUACUUCUUAAUCCAUUUGAACAUUUUUUAAUGGCUAUUGAAUAUUUUAAUGGAUUUUGUAAUACUCGCCAGUUUCUACUUCUCAAUUAGCUCUCUGCUUCAAAUUUUUAAAUCAAUAUUUUUAAUUGUGUUAGUCAAAUGAAUAUUUUAAAAUUAUGUAACUGCUAAAUUAUAGUGAUCUAUUUUUAUAUUCCUAAUAGGAGUAGUAUAUAGCACUGUAUGUAUCACUCUGGGAAAAGUGUAAUUCCAUUACUCUGGUGUAUCUUAAUACUAUAAUAGGGUCUCAGCCCUCUACUUCGCUCUGUGCCUAUUAACACCAUAGUAGGACCUCAUCGCUUUUCUACCCUUAAUGACCACUUUACUGCUUCAAUAUCAUGAAUAUCGGGUUUUAUCUAAAAGUUGAGUUGUUUGAUCUAUUCUUGAGAGUUCAGUCGAAUCUCAAAGUUUAGUGAUAUAUAUACAUACGGAGUUAUUUAGUGUAAAUGGGGCCGCCUCUUCUAUUGUAAAAUAGAUAUAAUAUAGCAUUAGUAUAAAUUCAUUAGAAGUAUACGUUUUAGCCUAAUAUAUAUUAGUGAUAAUUUACAACCAAAAUUGACAGCAGAAGCCUUUACAAGUGGAGUUUCAAAUAAACUUGGUGCUUUUGUUUGUAAAUUAAUGUGAAUAAUUACAAAGCAGUUUUGUUAUAUGUUUUGUCUGUACAUAUUUGCAUGAUAGCAAAAUUAUGAUUAUUAAUGUUAUGGCCUAGUGACAUGUUGAACCGUUAAACUGAGGUCACUUAGUAUGUGUUGUAUAACUUGAAGUUUGAUUGUUAAGGAAUUUUCGCCAGUGCUACAAUUAUAGGCAUUUGCAAUAAUGCAUUCUAUAUAUUAUAAUCAUAGAGAAGUGAAUAGUGUAACAUUUAAGCAGAAGUUUGGUCGUUUUUAAUGAUAUAUUUAUAUAUUAUACAUAUAUUUGUUUACAAAAGGCUCAAGUAGUGAAAUCAUGGAACCUAUAUUUGUAGGUUAAAAUUUAUUUCUAAAAUGUUUCAUUAAACUAUCUAUCGUUGAAUUAUAUAAUGGACGUUAGCAGCGUUAUAAUUGGUUGAUUCUAUGGAGGCAAUGUAUUAUGGAUGUUGAUGAGGUUGUGAAAUGAUUUAUAAUUGACGUUCACUAAAUAUCUGACUAAAUUUAAGUUAUAUUUUUUGUAUAGGGAUAGCUUUAAGAUAAAUGGUGAAUAAAUUAAUCGUCAUAAUCAUUAAA